AUGAAUUGGCUCCUCUUUUUGGCAACUUUAGGGCUUCAAAUAGCCACCCAGCAGGCCCAUGCCCAUAACACAACCUAUAAUAACCCCAUCAUUCCCGGAUGGCAUUCUGAUCCUAGCUGCACGUUUGUAUCAGAAUGGAAUAACACCUUCUUCUGCACCACAUCUUCGUUCCUAGCCUUCCCAGGUUGUCCCGUGUUUGCAAGCACAGAUCUGGUCCACUGGGAUCUAAUCAGCAAUGCCCUCAACCACCCAGCACAGCUUCCACAGAUUCAAACCUCGACAAACGCCCAGAUGCUGGGGAUCUUCGCUUCCACGCUACGCUACCAUGAUGGCAAAUUCUACUUGCUCACCGCAUGGUUGGAUACGGACAACGACGGCGUGCAGUUUGUCCUGUUUACGACCACUAAUCCAUAUGAUGAAAAGUCAUGGACAAACGCGUUCCAUAUUCAGAACCCCUUGAGCGCCAUUGAUCCAGACCUCUUCUGGGAUGAUGAUGGCAGCGUUAUUAUGGCGUUUUCCGGUUCGCCCAUUAAAGCAUCCUAUAUUGACUUGACAACUGGGAAUGCGAGUGAACCGUUUGAUCUGUGGAAUGGCACUGGCUACAACAAUCAAGAGGGACCCCAUCUAUACAAGAAGGAUGGCUAUUAUUAUCUCCUCAUCGCCGAGGGAGGCACGGAACUACUUCAUUCUUCUACAAUCGCUCGCUCGAAGAGCAUCAAGGGCCCUUGGGAAAGUUCGCCGCACAAUCCCUUGGCCUCAGCCAGAUAUACGGAUCGCUACUUCCAGACAGUGGGCCAUGCGGACCUUUUCCAAGAUGCUACAGGUAAUUGGUGGGGUGUUGCACUGGCAACUCGAGCCGGACCAGAGCUAUAUAAUGAGACCAUUUAUCCGAUGGGUCGAGAGACGGUUCUAUACCCAGUGAGCUGGCCAAAGGGUGACUGGCCACGAGCUGAUCAGGUCAUGGGUGAAAUGAGUGGUCCCUUGCCGCCGAAAUCCUCCAAGAAAUCUUCCCUGUCCACAUUCAUGGGAGAAGCAGAUAUCGUGGACUUUGUCCCGGGAUCCUCGAUUCCCAAGCAUUGGGUCUUUUGGCGAGCACCAGCGAAGCCGGAGUCCUUCACGAUUUCUCCUCCGGGACAUCCCAAUACCCUCCGGUUAACUGCGUCCAGAGCUAAUCUCACUGGAGACGCAUCUUUUAAAGCUCUCGAUGGUCUGACUCUACUGGCUCGCCGCCAGACAAACACCCUCUUCGACUUCUCCGUGGACGUGCAUCCUGGUUUCUACAAAGCCCAAGGAGAAGAGAUUGGCAUAACUGCUUUCCUGCAUCAAGAUCAUCAUAUCGACCUAGGAAUUGUCUUCACGGGAGGAUCCCUAGAAUCCAAAGGAAACCUGAGCUUCCGUUGCCGAGCUACUGACUCGGAUGCGACCAAUUCCACCCUCCCAUCUCCUGUGGUGACACCCGUUCCCUCGUCGUGGCUAUCAGAAACCAUUCGUCUCUUUAUUCGGGCUGAGAAUAGCACUCAUUAUCAAUUGUCAGCAGCGCCAGCUACUCGACCUCGCGAGUCCAGACUUUUGGCGAUAUUCAGUGGGUCACUCAUCAGUGGUCCUGAUGUUUUCACUGGUAAUUUGCUCGGUGUUUAUGCUACUACCAAUGGUGGGAACCAUACUAUGGAAGGGUAUGUUAGUCGAUGGAGAUACACACCCAUCGCUCAGCAGAUCGACUACGACGAUUUUAUACAAAGCCCGGGUGUUUGA
Molecule: messenger RNA, 1752 nt
Organism: Penicillium cataractarum
Lineage: Eukaryota; Fungi; Ascomycota; Eurotiomycetes; Eurotiales; Aspergillaceae
Exons: 1
Coding region: 1-1752 (583 amino acids)
Biological process (GO): carbohydrate metabolic process
Molecular function (GO): hydrolase activity, hydrolyzing O-glycosyl compounds
Source: RefSeq, a predicted model, not a curated record